AGCCAGCAUUCUGUCCACACACAACGGUCCACAGUGACGGGAUGGAUGAGCCAACUUAACGGAUCUCGUGGACAACUCAAGAGACAUUUGAAACCCAUUCUCCUAUUCUCCGGCAAAAGUGAUUUUUCAUCGGGAUAUCUCUGACAAGUACGACUAAAAGCCUCAGCUCUGGUCAUGGGCUGUGUGGGCUCCAAGAAGGAGGCGGAUGCCGGGGGCAAGGCCCUGGGCAGCGAUGACUCCUCCAGCCGUACACAGCCGACACACUAUGUCAAAGACCCCACAGCCGGCACCAAAGCAAACAGAACCAACUCCAGUAUGCCCUCUUCCAGCGGGGAUGGUCCAGAGAACAUCGCCAUUUCACUGUACGACUACGAGGCCAUCUAUGAAGGAGACCUGGGCUUCAAGAAGGGAGACAAGCUCAAGAUCCUUGAGGAGUCAGGCGCAUGGUGGAAAGCACGACUGAUCAGCAGCGGCCAAGAGGGCUUCAUCCCCAGCAACUAUGUGGCCAAAGACACUCUGGAGACAGAGGAGUGGUUCUUCAAGGGAGUGAGCAGGAAGGAUGCAGAGAGGCAGCUUCUGGCCUCAGGCAACAAAGUCGGCUCCUUCAUGAUCAGGGACAGUGAGACCACUAAAGGCAGCUACUCUCUGUCGGUGAGGGACAGCGAUGCCCACUCGGCGGACACGGUCAAGCAUUACAAGAUCCGCACCUUGGACAACGGAGGCUUCUACAUCUCCCCCCGCAUCACCUUCUGCACCUUGCAAGAGCUGGUCGGCCACUAUAAGAACCAAUCUGAUGGCCUGUGCCAGUCCCUGACCAACCCCUGCAUCAGCCCUAAGCCCCAGAAGCCGUGGGAGAAGGAUGCCUGGGAGAUCCCCAGGGAGUCCCUCAAGCUGGACAGGAGGCUGGGAGCAGGCCAGUUCGGAGAGGUCUGGAUGGCCACGUAUAACAAGCACACCAAGGUGGCGGUGAAGACCAUGAAGCCUGGCACCAUGUCGGUGGAGGCCUUCCUGAUGGAGGCCAACCUGAUGAAGACGCUGCAGCACGACAAGCUGGUGCGCCUGAACGCCGUCGUCACCAAGGAGGAGCCCAUCUACAUCAUCACCGAGUACAUGGAGAAAGGCAGUUUACUGGACUUCCUCAAGAGCGAUGAAGGUAAUCGAGUCCAACUUCCAAAGCUCAUCGACUUCUGUGCUCAGAUUGCAGAGGGCAUGGCGUACAUCGAGAGGAUGAACUACAUCCACAGGGAUCUACGUGCAGCCAACAUCCUGGUCUCCAAGACGCUGGUGUGCAAGAUCGCCGACUUCGGGCUGGCUCGCAUCAUAGAGGACAAUGAGUACACAGCCAGAGAAGGCGCCAAAUUCCCCAUCAAGUGGACCGCACCAGAGGCCAUCAACUAUGGCUCCUUCACCAUCAAGUCAGACGUGUGGUCCUUUGGCAUCCUGCUCAUGGAGAUCAUCAGCUACGGACGUACCCCUUAUCCAGGCAUGACAAACCCGGAGGUGAUCCGCUCCCUGGAGAGGGGCUACCGUAUGCAGCGUCCGGACUCGUGCCCUCAGGAGCUGUACGACAUCAUGCUGGAGUGCUGGAAGAAUAAGCCAGAAGACCGGCCCACCUUCGAGUACCUGCAGAGCGUCCUGGAGGACUUCUACACGGCCACAGAGAGCCAGUACCAGCAGCAGCCAUGAGAGGAACACCUCCACCAUCACCACUCGCUCAAUGGUUACAGAGACGUGAUGAGCACAUUUUGCAUAAAUAUAUUGACAUACAGUAAUAUAUUAAUGUACACAUGUGUACGAACACACACACACACACACACACACACACACACACACACACACACACACACACACACACACACACACACACACACACACACACACACACACACACACACACACACACACACACACACACACACACUGUACGUAUGUCCGAUUAACGUGCAUGUAAAAUAUUUUUAUAGAAUGAAAGAAAAAAACAAAGUAAAAUACAAAGAGGAAUUAUUCACGUUCUGAGAUUAGUUCAGGUACAAAUAAAGAUAAACAGAUCCCAUAGUGGUCAUGUAAUUUAAGGGGGACAUUUGCAGUAAAGUGGCAAAAAUUAAAAGGUGAUGAACAGAAAAAUAUAUAUUGUUUUAUUUCUUCUCUCAAACAUCCCUUAAAAGGCAAAAUAAUAAUAUUAGAUGAGGUUGAAGAAGAGAGAGAAGGAUAAGAGAGAAUUCAGGUGAAGAGUUUAACUGUAGUGCUUUGAAACAUAUCUGUAUAAUUGGAUUAAAGACUUGUUGAGCACAACCCCAUAUAUCGAUGUACAUGGAAACCUAACACCAUAAGUACAUUUUAGUGUAUUUAAUUUUUAAUGGUACCAGUCGAAUAUAUGAUUCUGACUUUAAGGUAUUCAAACGUUUUCAAAGUGCCUUCCAUGCAAUAUCUUGGACACUUCAUGGAUACUUCAUGUAAAUCAAAUAAUAGGAUAUGUCCUUGUUUAUUAUACCCACAUUUAAUGUAGUUAUUAUACCAUACUUAAGUUAGGUCAGAUAUUUUUAAAGUAAAAAGAAAUACUGAAUAAAAUUACAACCUAUAUUAGGUUUGGUUUUGAGGUAACGUAUGAGAGAGAGAGAGAGAGAGAGAGAGAGAGAGAGAGAGAGAGAGAGAGAGAGAGAGAGAGAGAGAGAGAGAGAGAGAGAGCGAGGACAUACAUAUAUACAUACAUACAUACAUACAUACAUACAUACAUACAUACAUACAUACAUACAUACAUACAUACAUACAUACAUACAUACAUACAUACAUACAUACAUACAUACAUACAGCACAGCACAGCACAGCACAGCACAUACAGAAAGAACGUACAGAGAGGUAUUUUACAAGAAUAUUUCUACCUAGGGUAUACAAACAUAAUUCAUUUUGUUGGUCUUAUCGCUGUUCUUGUUUUCAAACUGUUGGUCCACUGUAAUUUCCAAUAUUUUGUUCCACAAACAGUGAAGUUAGUUUUUUUUUUUAAAGCAUGUUGUUGUAUUGUGGUGUUUCUUUAUGGUUUUCAUUUCAUUUCAUUUCAUAGUAAAUGAUUCUGUGUGUUCUAUCGCUUAUGGUGAACUCUGAAGCCUUUGAAUUGUGUAUUUAUUUCAUAAUAACAGUGCCAUCCUGCCUUAAAUAAUGUUAACAUUGUAUUUUAUCAACUUUAUGUGAAUAUUUAUCUCAGGGUAUGAAGUUAUUGCUUGUCCUUUUUUUUGCUCUUUCAGAUGAAUCCAUUGACAUGUGAGAUGAUAUUCAAUAAAGGCUAAAUUAAUAAUUCUA
This is a messenger RNA of Engraulis encrasicolus (European anchovy), 3294 nucleotides long. RefSeq names its product HCK proto-oncogene, Src family tyrosine kinase (gene hck). Gene Ontology annotation, molecular function: non-membrane spanning protein tyrosine kinase activity; signaling receptor binding; ATP binding. Gene Ontology annotation, biological process: cell differentiation; innate immune response; protein phosphorylation. Gene Ontology annotation, cellular component: extrinsic component of cytoplasmic side of plasma membrane. The transcript has 13 exons. The record is from RefSeq and is a predicted model, not a curated record. Lineage: Eukaryota; Metazoa; Chordata; Actinopteri; Clupeiformes; Engraulidae. Bases 175 to 1686 code for a protein of 503 amino acids.